Penicillium roqueforti is the source of this 1143-nucleotide messenger RNA. RefSeq names its product DUF3431 domain-containing protein. Bases 1 to 1143 code for a protein of 380 amino acids. NCBI's taxonomy places the organism in Eukaryota, Fungi, Ascomycota, Eurotiomycetes, Eurotiales, Aspergillaceae. The transcript has a single exon. The record is from RefSeq and is a predicted model, not a curated record.
AUGGGCCGAAAAGUACAAAGAUCACUUAUCCAACUAAUCUUCUUUCUCUGCAUCUUAUUUUUCAUCCUAUUCUUAAACCGCCCGCAAUCAACCAAGGACAAACUCUUUGCCUGGACCAAAGUCCGCUACCAAACAACCUCAUCCAUCAUCCCAGAAGCCCGCGGAGUUUGCCCCGGCCUAGCAGAAUCAACCAAACCAGCCCUGAUAGUCUCCCAUGUCUCGUCGGACGGCGACCCGUCCUGGCUAGAGCCGCUCCGCACCCAGUACCAUGUAUGCAUGUACCAAGUGGACGCGCCGGCAGACAAAACCUCCAAACUGCUCCAAGUCCCCGCAAACCGCGGACAUGAAGCAAUGGCCUACUUAACCUUCCUAAUCGAUAAUUACGCGGACAUACCCUCCGCCGGCGCCGUCUUUGUGCACGGCAGCCGCUGGGCUUGGCACAACGACAUCCCGGACUACGACAACGCCGCACUCCUACGCAGCCUGGACAUCCACGCCGCACUGAAAGCCGGGUACAGCAACCUGCGCUGCGACUGGAGCGCCGGCACGUGUCCUUCUUCCGUGCCCGCGCAGGGCAGUCUCGAGACGAGGCUGUCGAGCGCCGUGUCGCCGUGGAGUGCGCGCUCGGCAUCGGAUCUCGCACUGCCGGAGGCGCUUGGCCAGAUCUUUGGCGGGGAUGCUGAUGCGCGUGUCGAGGAGAUUACCAGUGCUGUCCAUCUUUAUCUUGGUCGGCAGGAUGCCGUUCGCGCGCAGUGCUGUGCGCAGUUUGUGGUUUCCCGCGAGCGCAUCUGGCAGCAUGCUCAGAGUGAGUAUAUUGCGCUGAGGCAGUGGCUGCUGGAUGGGAGUGAUGAUGGGGUUUCGCGGAAUGUGUAUCGGGAGUCUAGGGCUGCGCCUGGUGAUGACCGUAUAGCCGGGCGGAUUGUUUCGUACAUUUGGCACAUUCUUUUUGCGGACCAUGCUGGUGAACGGGGAAUUGAUCUUGACCGGUUGAAUCGCGAUUCUUGUCCUAGUGCUGCUGAGUGCUAUUGUCGGUUAUAUGGCAAGUGUGAUUUGAAGUGCCGGGGUCCGGGAAGCUGUAAAGGGCAGUAUUCUGUGCCGAAGGACUACAGGCUCCCCGAGGAUUGGGAGAAGACGCAUUCAUGA